This is a messenger RNA of Papilio machaon (common yellow swallowtail), 1871 nucleotides long. RefSeq names its product myotubularin-related protein 9. The transcript has 10 exons. Gene Ontology annotation, biological process: negative regulation of autophagy. Lineage: Eukaryota; Metazoa; Arthropoda; Insecta; Lepidoptera; Papilionidae. Bases 86 to 1765 code for a protein of 559 amino acids. The record is from RefSeq and is a predicted model, not a curated record.
UUUAUAUUUUCAUAUCUGUCACAGUAAUUCAAAGAAAUUCUGAACAUAUGAAAUAAUUUUUAAGGUUUAAGGAAAACUGACCCCGAUGGAAUUUAUUGAGCUUAUAUUAAUUAAUAAAUUAGACGGUGUGAUAUUGAAAUACCCGCAUCACGAUAAUGUAGACGGCACAGUAUGUAUUACUGGACAUCAUUUGAUUUUAAGCUCAAGAAAAGAAGGCGUACGUGAAUUAUGGCUUUUACAUAAGAAUAUAGAUAGUAUAGAGAAAAAAGAAAACAAGCCAAUAAAUGGUAUGGCACAAGGAGGUUCUCUUUUCCUAAAAUGCAAGGACUUGAGAAUAUUCCAACUGGAUAUUGGUACCACCCCAGAACUAAAUCUUGUUGCACAGACAUUGGAAAAUUUAUCCAAUAUUCAAGAUCCCAGUCAAUUCUAUCCAUUCUUUUAUAGACAUAUGCAUCCUAUUGUGGAAAAUGGCUACACAUUAUACAGUAUUGAAGGUGAAUUUACAAAGGUGUUAGCAAGUGAAGAAUGGCGUGUGUCUCGUGUUAAUCAGAAUUACACUGUGUGUCCGGGAUAUGCUAAAGCUGUGGUAGUGCCUAAGUGUAUUGAUGAUGAGACAUUAGCAGCUGCAGCAUCAUUCAGACAGGGCGGUCGAUUUCCUAUCCUAUCUUAUAGACAUAACAAUGGUGCAGUGCUAUUACGCGCAGGUCAACCAUUGUCUGGUCCAAAACACAGGCGAUGUAGACCUGAUGAAGCCAUAUUGAACUCUGUAGUGAAUGUCGGCAUGAAGGGGAUCAUUUACGAUUUAAGAAGUACCAAUGCUAUUUCACAGCAACAGAAUAAAGGUGGAGGAUCAGAAAGUGCGGCAAAUUAUUCUCAGUGGAAAAUUUACAAUAGAUCAAUGGAUGACGUUGAUAAUCAACAGCAGCUGCUGGAGAGCUUCUCCAAACUUAUUGAAGCGUGCAUUGACAAAGAGAUAUCUAGUGACAAGUGGAUAUCCCGGCUGGAGUCGUGUGGCUGGCCGGAGUCUGUGAGAAACUCCUUGCACACAGCCUGCAUCGUCGCACAACAUUUGCACCAAAAAGCGGAAUCCGUGUUGAUCCACGGCACCCGCGGCGAGGACGCCACGCUGCUAGUCUGCUCCCUGGUGCAGAUCAUUCUGAACCCAGACUGUAGGACUAUAAGAGGUCUCCAGGCUCUGAUAGAGCGCGAGUGGUUGCUGGGCGGGCACCCAUUCGGCAGCCGGCAGCGCUCGGGCGCGUUCAGUCAGUCACAGCCGCGCCCCGCAGCAGCUCCCACAUUCCCACUCUUCCUCGACUGCGUCAGACAGUUCCUGGAGCAGUUCCCCUGCAGCUUCGAGUACAGGCAAUCCUUUCUCAUCACUCUCUUCGAGCACUCCUAUGCUAGUCAAUUUGGUACAUUCCUGUGUGACAACGAGCAGGAGCGCUCAGUGCGCGGCGUGUACUCACAGACGACCAGCUUGUGGUCGUGGCUCAACCAGCCUGAGGAGUUGGCCGCCUUCAUCAACCCACUUUAUGACCCAACACCCAACGUCAUCUGGCCCUCUGUAGCUCCAAUGAGCUUCGUUAUCUGGGAAGAGCUCUACUUACGCUGGUUAAUACCUCAAGACACUGAGGAGCGUGAGGAACAGUACAGAGCUAUAAGAACUCGGGAACAACAGCUCAGGGCCCAGGCUCAGCAGAUGAGGAGGGAACUGUUCGAACUUGCACACCAGUACUACAAUACUGAGAAGGCUGCUGAUAUUUAACUGAUGACGUCACAACUGCUGAUUACGUCACAAUAUAUUAUUGCGACAAACUUACGCGACCUGGUGGACUAAAAUGAAACUAAAGUACAAUAUCACAUUUCCCCCC